GCUCUAGAAAACUUCGUGACUGAUUUGAUUUCUGAAAAAUCCUUUGAUUUCUUUGAAAUAAUAUUUGAAAAUGUUUGCUCAGAGCAUUGAAGUAUUUUUUUACUAUGGAUAUACUCGUAUAAUUAAUCUUCAAAUUAAAAGUCUUUAUUUUUCUAUACGCUACUAGAUUUACAAAUUGUGGUAUAAUAAAUUAAAUAUCAUAAAGAAUAAGGGAACGUGUAAGAACACACUAGUUGUAAUCAUACUCUAAAGACGAUGCAGCACAAAGUCAAGGAUGCAUGUCGAUCAAUAAUUUUCUGUCAAGCCGUGGGGGUAGGAGAAUUUUUCUGGAAACCCCGUCUGGGCCUGGAUUUGUCCAUACCAACAACUGAGAGCACGGUAGAGGUUAUCAAACCUACUAAAGAAAAUAUUAAAGCAGGGCUUGUAACAUUAAUUGAUGGAUAUCAAGCUGGAAUAUCAUUUAUAGCAAUUGUUGCUGGAGUUACCAGUGCCAGAACAAAUUUUCAUUUAAAUCCUAUAUCUGCGUACUUUUACACCAAUGUCUACAGAUGGGGCCUAAGAUAUUUCAGCCUUGUACCUGCAUGGUUAAGCGGUCACGGUGGCAACUUUGUUGAAACUACUAAAGUAUGGAAGAGGCGAUUCUACUACAUGGAUGAGUUUUUACCAAAGUGGGCUCGAUAUAUGUUCCCUUAUGUGAAACAAGCAGAAUGGGAGCAGGAACAAAAAGAAUUCAAGAAGUUCAAAAAACAUGCUGAAUCUGCAUUUGGUAAACACUACGUAUUCCCAACGAAAGUAUUUAACAAUUUUUUAAGUCAGGAAACCAAAGAAACUUUGGAAGACGUAGAUAUUUCCUCGAUUUCUAUUUCUGGGGAAAAAAAGCCCGAUCCAGUAUCCAAGUAGGUGAGAAAAUAUUGAUUAUGGACUAUGUUUGUACUUAGUUGAAUGUUUAUAGUUGAUUUACACCAAUAAAUUGGUAAAUUUAGAAUUUAAAUAACCACCUGAAAAUAAAUGAAUCUUUAAUUAUCUCGUCUGCACCUUAACUUUAACCUGCAUUAGAAUUUCAUUACAUAAUUCUGAAGAGGUACCAUAUGUAAUGGUAAUUUUUGCUUGUUUAUAAUAUACCUACUAUUGUUUUGUUUCAUAUCUACCUACUCCCGAGCUGUGUACACGAAAAUUCCUUGAGACACUCGCAACCUAUAUUAUGUAUCAGUUUCAUAAAAUAUGUACUAUUAU
Amyelois transitella is the source of this 1233-nucleotide messenger RNA. RefSeq lists its product as uncharacterized. The transcript is spliced from 4 exons. Bases 256 to 900 code for a protein of 214 amino acids. NCBI's taxonomy places the organism in Eukaryota, Metazoa, Arthropoda, Insecta, Lepidoptera, Pyralidae. The record is from RefSeq and is a predicted model, not a curated record.